CGAAUACGGUAUCACCCCAAGACAGCACCCGAUUUGCCGUCGUCCUCUGAAGGGAAGACGCAGAAGAAAACAGCAAGACAUAAAAAAAAAAAGGAAGAAAAUAAAUAGCCCAUUCCGGAGAAGAAAAGAAGCGUGACAAAAAUGGCGACAAUCAACCUCGGGCGCACCCUAACCCGGACCGCAAUCACCCCGACGACCUCCCCCCUCCUGCGCCGCCUCCGGCUCCGCCGUGCCGCCCUCCCCCUCGGCUUCGGCCUCGGCCUCGGCCUCACCACCGGCCUGGUAGCGGUGCACCACCAGCGGCCGAUGCAGUUCGAUUCGCUCGCCGUCCCCGUGCCCUCUCAGACCCGGUCCUUGGCGAGUGGCCGCAGCCCCAGGCGGAAGGACCUGCUCGAUGCCGAGACGGUCAAGCAGCUCUCCAGUGGAAGCCUCUCUGGUUUCUUUGCUGGUCUGCUAGUGAGUGUCUUCUCCAAGACGCUGGUGCUGUUGGCGGGUAUCGGCAUGGUGCUUAUCCAGGUCGCGGCUCGCAACGGGAUAGACCUCGUGGCAACCCUCAAACUCAAGGAGCGCGCCAGCACGUCGCGCAUCCUGGCCAUGCUGAAUCAGCAUACGGCCUUCAAGCUGUCCUUUGCCGUCGCCUUCGCCCUUUCUGCCUUCAUGUCUUUCUAAAUAUUCCACCCCUCCACCCCCACCCCCCUACCGAAUAACUCUCUCAAUAGAAAAUAGAAUCAACCAAGCAUAGACGGGGAGAAACAAAUAGACUGCCCUCAU
This is a messenger RNA of Thermothelomyces thermophilus ATCC 42464, 771 nucleotides long. RefSeq lists its product as uncharacterized. The transcript is spliced from 3 exons. The record is from RefSeq and is a predicted model, not a curated record. Bases 142 to 669 code for a protein of 175 amino acids. Lineage: Eukaryota; Fungi; Ascomycota; Sordariomycetes; Sordariales; Chaetomiaceae.